AUGGGACUGCGUAAACUCCUGCUAGUACAUAUUCUCGUAAUUCUCGUCUCUCGCAGCAAUGCUGAAUUAUAUUCGAUAGAGAUUCCGAAGAACAUCACAUUAACAAUGAAAAUUAUCAAACUUGAACUUGAAAGUACGAAAAAUGAACUUUUAACAACAAUCGACGAUCUUGAACAACGCAGCGGUAUCAGCGAUAUUACGAAUCAUCUGAUNUUGCAAUCACUUGCUAAAUUUCCUAAAUUGCCCAAACUUCGAAAACUUUAUCUCAGCGAUAAUCGUUUAAGUGCAGGCUUGGAGAAUCUCGAGGGAUGUCCAAAUUUAACGUUGCUGAUACUUGCCGGAAACAAAUUCAAAUCAAUUGACGAUCUCAAACCAUUAGGUAAAUUACCAAAAUUAUCUGUCCUUGAUUUGAUGAAUUGUGAGGUGACUAACGUUGAUGGAUACAAAGAAACAAUGUUUAACAUGUUACCACAACUAAAAUAUUUGGAUAAUGCAGAUAAAGAUGGAGUUGAAAAAGAUAGUGAUGACGAGGAUGAUGAUGAUGAUGAUGAAGAAGAAAAUGAUAAUGAAGACGAUGAUGACGAAGAAGACGAGUACGGAGAGGAUGACAGUAAAACUGGUUUGAAAGCUUUGUAUAAUGGAACACUUGAAGAAGGCGAUGAUGACGAAGAAGAAAGCUAUGAAGGAAACAGUGAAGAAGAGGAAUCCGACGAAGAUGAUGAUCUUUCUGAAGGUGAUGUUUCAGCUGGUCCUGUUGAAGAAGCACCAAAAGGUGAAAAACGCAAACGAAACGCUGAUAAUCAAGAAGAAAAUGAUGACGAUCCUCAACAUUUUGUGACUUUUUCGAAAGAUUUGAAAGCGGUGAUUGAAGCUGAAUCUGAUUUUGGAAUAAAAGCAGAUGAAAUGAGUCUUUUCUAUGAGGGAAAAUUACUUCCGGAUGAAAAUAAAACACUUGAACAAUGUAAAUUCAGUGAUUACGAUCUUAUCACAUGCCAACGAUCACGAUCUGCGGAGAGUUUGAAUAAUGGAGCGUCAGGUGGCGCACGUCGAAAUUUGAAUCCCCGCGAUCCUCGUCAACUUUUCGAAAUGCUUCGUUCCAAUCCCGAAAUGUUACAACAGAUACGUCAGAAUUCUCCACAAGUCGCUGAUGCUGUUCAGCGCGGUGAUUUCGACACUUUCAUUCAACAUGUCGCUGCUCGAUCACCUGAAAUGCAACAGCAAAUGGAACUCGAACGACUUGCUAGUCUCGAUCCAUUCGAUCCCGAAGUUCAACGACGCAUUCACGACAUUAUCAAUAUGCAAAAUGUGCAAGACAAUAUGGAACAUGCUGUUGAACAUGCACCAGAGGUCUUCGGUCACGUUGUUAUGCUUUACAUUAAUUGUAAAGUCAAUGGUCAUCUGGUGAAAGCAUUCGUUGACUCUGGUGCCCAGAUGACAAUCAUGAGCCAAGCUUGUGCAGAACGUUGUGGAAUCAUGCGUCUUGUUGAUCGACGUUUUAGUGGAAUCGCGAAAGGUGUUGGCACACAGAAAAUCAUCGGUCGAGUUCAUUUAGCUCAACUUGAAAUCGAAAAGCACUACUUUGCUACAUCUCUAUCCGUGUUAGAAGAUCAACCCAUGGAUAUGUUACUGGGACUGGAUAUGCUUCGGCGUCAUCAGUGUGUCCUGGAUCUGAACAAAAAUGUCCUUCGGCUGGCCAAUACUGUUGAAACGAGUUUUCUUCCCGAAUCAGAAUUACCGCAUCAUGCACGAUUGUCUGGAAAUGGCGCAGAAACGGAAGACGAUGAUUUAAGCAGAGCCGAAUCUCCGAUACAGCAAACGGCGAAAAGAACUCGAUCUGACGGCCAUCAGCAACCUCGUUCACAACAACCAGCAACGGCUAGUUCUACUACUACAUCAUCCUCAUCAUCAUCGUUUCCAGAAGAUACAAUAAAACAUAUCACCAAAAGUGGUUUUACAAGGGAACAAGCAAUCGAAGAGUUAAAAGUGACAAAUGGCGAUCCUACUAAAGCGCUUGUUUCGCUCAUGGCAAAAACUCUAUCAGUACCAAAACGAAAACGUUAA
This is a messenger RNA of Adineta ricciae, 2061 nucleotides long. Lineage: Eukaryota; Metazoa; Rotifera; Eurotatoria; Adinetida; Adinetidae. The record is from the annotation of a GenBank genome assembly.